This is a messenger RNA of Papaver somniferum (opium poppy), 837 nucleotides long. RefSeq lists its product as uncharacterized. NCBI's taxonomy places the organism in Eukaryota, Viridiplantae, Streptophyta, Magnoliopsida, Ranunculales, Papaveraceae. The record is from RefSeq and is a predicted model, not a curated record. The coding region runs from base 122 to 547 and encodes 141 amino acids. The transcript is spliced from 2 exons. Gene Ontology annotation, biological process: proteolysis. Gene Ontology annotation, molecular function: cysteine-type peptidase activity.
AUGACGGGCCAUAACAGGCUUUGGGCUAUUUCGGGUACAGGCGGGCUCGGGCGGAUACAGGCAGGCCGAGUAUUUUCGGGUAUUAUUUACACCCCUAUAUAUAUGUGUGUUCGCAAACACGAUGCAGGCCUUGGUACACAAUGAGAGCUUGGAAGCAGACUUGCUUCGAUACGCUGUGUACAAGAUAAGAGAAGCUUGUCGCAAAGCUCAACAGAAUCCUGAUCCGAAAAAGGAAUACCACUCAGUAUUGUACCUCGAUGCAUCUGCUUGGCUUCAUGUCGACCGAUCUCAACUUUUUUCGGGCCAAGAUAAGGAUUCUGUUGAUAAACCAAUCUUAGAGAUGGACAAAAACGUCGACAAAAUUAUGAUACCCAUGUGUCAUGGAGCCGGAUUGGGGAGUCAUUGUACGCUGCUCAUUUUUUAUUUUAAGGAGAAGAGGUUCGUUCACUAUAACUCAUUGAAGAGUGGAAAACAUACGUACGAAAAAAGUGCAAAAAAAAUGGCUGACCGCUGCUUAGAUCCUAUCAACAAUUUCUUGGUACAAUAGAAAAAGAGCAUUGUGAAGAAAGUUGUAUUCUGGGAUUUCCCAACACCUGAGCAAGGGACUUCGCCAGAUUGUCUGUUGUAUGUAAGAUAUUUUAUGAAGAAAUUUUCUUGUUAUAAUUUAGAACAACAAACUGAGUUGAGGUUGGAAGAUGGAGAAACACUAAGAAAUAAGAUUCAAGGUAAAAUGGUUAGGAUAGCUUGCAAGUUGCUGACAGCGGAGCAUCCAGAAGAGAGUUGGAAGCCAUCUUUUGAAACUGAUUACUACAGUAAAGUAGUAUAAAUAAUUGUCGA